AUGAGCUCAGAUAAGCCCAGCGAGGGCUCGCAGGAUGAGACACCUCCGGCGUGUUCAUUGCAGCAACGUUACGACUCGCAGAACGCAGAAGCGCAGACAGAGAAGCCAAAGAACGAGGCAACGUCUGGGAAAGAGUCAAAGUCAGACCAGCCGGCCGGAGGCUACGAUUCGACCCCAAUACCCUACGCGCCGCCGGGCUACACUGUCAAAAUCACCUUCCACCGCGCGAAGAACCUUCCUAUGGCUGAUAUGAACUCACUCUCCUCCGAUCCGUACAUCCUCGCUCAGCUUAACACCGAGCUACGCAGCCGACACAAGGAAGACCCUUGCCUACGGAUGCGCACGCCCACCAUCCGCAGGAGUACCGAUCCGGUGUGGAACUGCGAGUGGAUAGUGGCGAACAUCCCAGCUACAGGCUUCAAACUCAAGGCGCGCGUCUACGACGAGGAUCCCGCAGAUCACGACGACAGGCUCGGGAACGUGACGUUGAAUGUACCAAGCAUAGAGGAGGGAUGGGAGGGCAUCAGAGAGGCAGAGUACAAGAUAAGAAAGCGAAUGGGCAGCAAGCGCGCCUAUGCGAUUCAGGCUGUAGCGAGAUGCUUCCAGAAGGCGAAACACAUGCAUGGAUAUCUUACCGUUAGCAUAGAGCUGCUCGGACGGACGGAAGACAACGUCGGCGGACGGUCAUACACAGUCGGGCCGCAGUGGUGGACCCGACACUUUUCACCGCUUCUAGGUCGUAUGACGGGUAGGAAAGUGCCUGACGAUGGGACAGGUUAUAGGAAGAAGACUGAGCGGUACAACUUCCAGGCCAACCAAUUCCAGCUGAAAGGGCCCGUGCCUUAUGAGCUCUACCACCGCUACGUCGAAUUCAAGCCCUUUGUGAAGGGUAUGUUCACUAAGAAAGGGAUCCGCGGUUUCCUACUCAGUAAAGCACUGCAUCACCAGCACUCGCGCGUGUACAACUUCAAUCGCUCGACUCUGUUCGAAACGAUCCAAGGACCGCCUUCAAAGGCCAUGGCCCUCAAAUUCUUGGAUCUGGUCCACUAUGACCAAGGUGGUCGCAUCUUUACCUAUGUCUUGACGCUGGACGCCCUAUUCCGCUUCACUGAGACAGGAAAAGAGUUCGGCAUUGACAUGGUGAGCAAACACACCAUGCACAGUGACGUGAGCAUCUACAUCGCCUUCUCCGGCGAGUUCUUUGUGCGACGACUAAAGCGCCCAUACCGUCCGCGGCGCCAACAGUCAUCGGCUAGCAUUAGGGAUAGUAUUGACGAUGGCCACACGCAUCCGCCCGAAGAUCGCGAAGGCGGUCCCACAGAGGAAGACCCACCGGAGGAUCCGAAAUACUACGAAUUGAUAAUCGACAAUGAUUCUGGCACCUACAGGCCGAACGCCAAGCUCCUCCCACUACUAAAGCGGUUCUUCCAGCAACAGUUCGUGGGCCUCAAGAUCGUAACGCUCGACUGCCAGGCCGAUGCCGAAAAGUUGGGUAAAAUGAAGGAAGAGCAGAGCGACCGCAAGGAGAAGGAGGGACCCGGCAUUGUGUAUACCCAGCUCUCGCGGUGCAGUUCGUUAAGUAGUAGCGAUGAGGAGGCGCUUGACGAUGUCGAACAAGGAGGACACAAUAGCGGACUCAUCAACGCGCUAGGGCACGACGCGUCGGCGUUCAAGAAUGCGAAGAAAGAUCAUCUAAAGGUGUUUGGACCGCGCGGUGCGGAGACGCACAAGGGCCACCAGCUCUACACGAACAGCGGAGAUGAGUCAUUGGACCGCGGUUGA
This is a messenger RNA of Coniosporium apollinis CBS 100218, 1782 nucleotides long. RefSeq lists its product as uncharacterized. Lineage: Eukaryota; Fungi; Ascomycota; Dothideomycetes. The transcript has 2 exons. Bases 1 to 1782 code for a protein of 593 amino acids. The record is from RefSeq and is a predicted model, not a curated record. Gene Ontology annotation, biological process: positive regulation of gene expression.